This is a messenger RNA of Populus nigra (black poplar), 4698 nucleotides long. RefSeq names its product disease resistance protein RUN1-like. Lineage: Eukaryota; Viridiplantae; Streptophyta; Magnoliopsida; Malpighiales; Salicaceae. The record is from RefSeq and is a predicted model, not a curated record. The transcript has 6 exons. Gene Ontology annotation, biological process: defense response; signal transduction. The coding region runs from base 102 to 4310 and encodes 1402 amino acids. Gene Ontology annotation, molecular function: ADP binding; ATP hydrolysis activity; protein binding.
CGCGUGCAAGCAGUGACAGAAGUAUAAAGCAACCGACAUCAUCACCACACAACGAAGAUAAAAGUAAAGAAAAAGAACAGAAAAGAAAAAACAAGAACCAAAUGGCCAUGCCCCAUAGCCUGAUGGUUUCAUCAUCUCCGGCAGCUCUCAGACUCCAUUGGGAUGUGUUCUUAAGUUUUCGUGGAGAAGACACCCGCCACGGCUUCACCAAAAACCUCUACGAUUCAUUAAGCAAGCAAGACAUCAGAGUCUUCUUAGAUGACUCUGGAAUGGCUCAGGGAGACGAGAUUGCUCCAACUCUAAUGGAGGCCAUUGAAGAUUCAGCCUUAUCGAUCAUUGUUCUUUCACCAAGGUAUGCCAACUCUCAUUGGUGUCUUGAGGAGCUAGCUAGAAUAUGCGAGCUGAGGAGGCUGAUCCUGCCUGUGUUCUACCAAGUUGAUCCAUCCCAUGUUAGGAGACAGAAGGGUCCUCUAGAACAAGAUUUUAUGAAUCACAUGGAGAGGUUUGGGGAGGAGAAGGUGGGCAAGUGGAGAGAAGCCAUGUAUAAAGUUGGUGGUAUCUCUGGUUUCGUUUAUGACACCAGAUCAGAAGAUCAGUUGAUUCGGCGUUUGGGGAAUAGGGUUAUGACAGAAUUGAGAAAAACCCCGGUGGGUAUAGCUACUUAUACCGUUGGACUGGAUUCCCGUGUAGAAGACUUCAAGAAGAGGUUCAUAGAUGAUAAAUCAAAUCGCGUUCAAGUUCUGGGACUUCAUGGUAUGGGCGGGAUUGGUAAAACAACUCUUGCCACAGCUCUCUUCAAUAAACUUGUUGGUCAUUUUGAGAGUCGUAGUUUCAUCUUCAACGUUAAAGAUAUUUCUAAAGAAGAUGGUGGUCUAGUAAAACUGCAGAACAAACUUCUUCGUGAUCUUUCCCCAAAUUGGCCUCUUGUAAAUAAUAUUGAUAAAGGUGUUGCCGCAAUCAAAAUGUUGGUUCAUGACAAGCGGGUACUAAUUGUCUUAGAUGAUGUGGAUGAUGUAAGCGAACUGAAUGCACUAGCAGGGAAUAGAAGCUGGUUCGGUGAAGGAAGUCGAGUUAUUGUUACAACAAGAAACAAAGCUGUUCUAGCUGAACACCUUGUCAAUGAAUUUUACGAGGUUAGAGAGUUAGGUUACCCGGAAGCCUUACAACUUUUUAGUUAUCAUGCACUCAGAAAAGAUAAACCCACAGAAGAAUACAUGAAUAUAUCCAAGGAGAUUGUGUCACUCACAGGAGGACUGCCUCUGGCUUUGGAAGUGUUUGGUUCUACUUUGUUUAAUGAGAGAGGGUUAAAUAGAUGGGAAGAUGCCCUGAAAAAACUGCAACGAAUAAGGCCACAUAAUCUUCAGGAUGUGUUACGAAUAAGUUAUGAUGAGUUGGAUGAAGAUGAAAAGCAUGUCUUCCUUGAUAUUGCUUGCUUGUUUUUUAAAAUGGGAAUGAAAAGAGAGGAAGCAAUUGAUAUUUUGAAGGGUUGUGGCUUUAGUGCUGAGACAGUCAUCACAGUUCUGACAUCAAAAUGUCUCAUUAAGAUUCGUGAAGAUGAUGAAUUAUGGAUGCAUGAUCAACUCAGAGACAUGGGAAGACAAAUUGUUCAACAUGAAAACCUUGCAGAUCCCGGAGGGCGUAGUAGGCUAUGGGAUCGCGGUGAAAUCAUGUCAACGCUGAUGCGCAAGAAGGGCACAGAAAGUGUACAAGGUAUAGUUUUUGACUUCGAAAAGAAGAAAUAUACGAUAACUCGACGGAUUUCUUGGGUUAGAGCACUGAAUCCGUGUUCAGCACUUGCGUACUUGAUUGAAAAGUGUAAGAUUUUUCUUCGACAAGGACAAGAGGGAGAAGAAAAGAAGAAAUAUUCGAGAACUCAAUGGAUUUCUUGGGUUAGAGCACUGAAUCCGUGUUCAGCACUUGCGUACUUGAUUGAAAAGUGUAAGAUUUUUCUUCGACAAGGACAAGAGGAGGGGGAGAUGAUACUUGACACUGAAGGCUUUAAAUCAAUGGUUAAUCUGAGACUGCUCCAAAUCAAUCAUGCAAAACUGCAAGGGAAGUUCAAGAAUUUUCCCGCUGGCCUGAAGUGGCUUCAGUGGAAAAAUUGUCCUAUGAAAAAUCUUCCUUCUGACUAUGCUCCUCAUGAGCUAGCUGUGCUUGAUCUUUCGGAGAGUGGAAUUGAACGAGUUUGGGGUUGGACCAGUAACAAGGUGGCCAAGAACUUGAUGGUUAUGGAUCUCCACCGUUGCUAUAAUCUUGUGGCUUGUCCUGAUUUAUCUGGAUGUAAAACCUUGGAAAAACUUAAUCUCCAGGGUUGCGUUCGGCUAACUAAGGUUCACAAAUCAGUGGGGAAUGCAAGGACAUUACUUCAGCUGAACUUGAAUGAUUGCUCAAACCUUGUUGAAUUUCCAAGUGAUGUAUCUGGGCUAAAAGCUCUUCAGAACCUCAAUCUCUCUAACUGUCCAAAGUUGAAAGACUUGCCACAGGAAAUAGGCAGCAUGUAUUCCUUAAAACAACUUCUUGUUGAUGAAACUGCUAUAUCAGUGCUGCCCGAAUCUAUUUUCCGCCUUACAAAACUGGAGAUGCUUAGUUUGAAUGGAUGCCAAUUCAUAAAAAGGCUGCCAAAACACUUGGGAAAACUGAUUUCUCUGAAGGAACUUUCUCUCAAUCAAUCUGCAGUAGAAGAACUGCCUGAUUCUGUCGGAUCUUUGUCAAACCUUGAGAAACUAAGUUUGAUGUGGUGUCAAUCACUUACUGCGAUUCCUGAAUCUGUUGGCAAUCUCCAGUUAUUGACCGAAGUUUCCAUCAAUAGCAGUGCAAUCAAGGAAUUACCUCCUGCAAUCGGUUCAUUACCUUAUUUAAAAAUAUUAUCAGCUGGAGGGUGUCGUUCCCUGAGCAAAUUACCUGAUUCCAUUGGAGGACUAGCUUCUAUUAGCGAACUUGAGCUAGAUGAAACAUCAAUCUCACAUCUUCCAGAGCAGAUUGGUGGUUUGAAAAUGAUUGAGAAGCUUUACAUGAGGAAGUGUACAUCUCUUAGAUCUUUGCCAGAAUCAAUUGGGAGCAUGUUGAGUCUUACUACCUUAAACUUGUUUGGUUGUAAUAUUAAUGAGUUGCCUGAAUCCUUUGGGAUGCUGGAAAACCUUGUGAUGUUGAGAUUACAUCAGUGUAGAAAGCUCCAAAAGCUUCCAGUUUCUAUUGGGAAGUUGAAGUCUUUAUGCCACUUGUUAAUGGAGAAGACAGCUGUUACAGUACUACCUGAAAGUUUUGGAAAGCUCUCUAAUUUAAUGAUAUUGAAAAUGCGAAAAGAGCCGCUUGAAUCUCCCAGCACACAGGAGCACUUGGUUGUCCUCCCAAGUUCCUUCUUCGAACUAUCCUUGCUAGAAGAACUAAAUGCUCGUGCUUGGAGAAUAUCAGGUAAAAUUCCUGACGAUUUUGAGAAACUGUCAUCAUUAGAGAUCGUGGAUCUUGGCCAUAACAAUUUCAGCAGUCUUCCUUCUAGUUUAUGUGGCCUUUCUCUUCUAAGGGAGCUUCACUUGCCCCACUGCGAAGAACUUGAGUCUCUCCCUCCGCUUCCCUCAAGCUUAGAAGAAGUGGAUGUUUCCAACUGCUUUGCAUUGGAAACUAUGUCGGAUGUUUCAAACUUGGGAAGCUUAACGUUGCUGAACAUGACAAAUUGCGAGAAAGUGGUGGAUAUUCCUGGCAUUGAAUGCUUGAAAUCCCUGAAAUGGUUAUAUAUGAGCAAUUGCAAGGCGUGCUCCUUGACAGUGAAGAGCAGGCUAUCCAAGGUUUGCUUGAGGAAUAUACGCAACCUAAGCAUGCCUGGGAGCAAAAUCCCAGAUUGGUUUUCUCAAGAAGAUGUAAAAUUUUCAGAGCGAAGAAACCGUGAAAUCAAAGCUGUGAUUAUAGGUGUCGUUGUCUCUCUCGACCGUCAGAUACCAGAGCAGUUGAGAUAUUUGCCAGUUGUACCAGACAUUCAGGUCAAUCUACUGGAUCAGAAUAAACCUAUUUUCAGCACCACAUUGUACUUACAGGGAAUACCAGAGACUCAUGAAGAUCAAAUCCACUUAUGUCGAUAUUCACAUUUCAAUCCAUUGGUUUCAAUGUUGAAAGAUGGCUCUGAGAUACAGGUAAGAAAGCGAAAACCACCUGUGAUUGAAGGGGUCGAGCUGAAGAAAUGUGGAAUUCAUUUGGUUUAUGAAAAUGACGAUGAUUAUGGUGGAAAUGAAGAAUCCUUGGAUGAAAGUCAGCAAUCUGUAUCACAAAAACUGGCCAAUUUUUUCAAUUCGUACGAGGAAGAUAGCGAAGUUUGUUGAAGUUGAAAAGCAAAAUGAAGAUAUUGAAGGGAAUGAAUGAUAUAGCAGUUCAUCAACAUCUCGAAGAUCCUUUCGAGGAUGGGAAUGGGAUUUUGACUCGAAGGAAAGGUGUUACGUAUGGCUUUGAGGAUGCUAGACAGGUCUUGGUUACGUGCUGGGAGACAACUUAUAAAGCCAAAAGAGCUUCUCUGCUUCUCGGCAUAGAAUGUUGAUUUCCUCGGGAAUUAGAUUAUGGAUUAUGUGUGUUUGUUGUCCAUGCCAAGAUCUUAUUUAAUUUCAUUUAUGUUUUAUAUGGUAGACGGAAAAAUAAUUUAGUUUUUAAACUAUUUUUUAAAACAAGAUAUUUAUUUAUUGAUAUUUGUUUAAUGUAAGUGUUAUUGUGUGGACU